GAAAAUAACAUCAAAAUGUCGAUGAACAGUAUUUUCCGACAGUGUUUUCUGAAUAUUGUAUGAUGGAAAUCGAUGUCCRCCGAGUGCAUCAUUUUGAAAAGUACAGUACUACUAGUACUGUUCGCAUGUCACUAUAUGUUGAUAUGUUGUCACGACUCCGUCAAAAAGUAAUCUGUUAAAUCGGUCAUUUGGUCAUUCAGUCUCGCGAAAGCUUAUCAUUAUAGAUAGAGGCAUUAAAGUUCAGUAAAAASUUCAUUAAAUUAGUUUAUCUUUGGUUAGGGUCGGUAUUAUAGCCAUAUCUUUUCGAUAUUUGCAAUUAUCUUAACCGAUUUACUGGCCCGCCAUCACGACGACAUGUGAUAUAUUAUAUGCCAAACACUGUUUUGCUCGAUUUAAAACUGUUUGCUUUACUGUUAUAUAAACAGCCAAAAUUACCUUGAAAUUAUGCUGGCAAAUGACCUAAGUAAGGCAUGGCAUGACUGAAUACCAUACAAACAUAGCSUUGAACAGCGUCAAGCUUUAAAAAUCGUGCGCUACACGGAUUAUAGAGAACUUCACGAAACACUUCUUCGACUUUGAAUCGGAUACAUUGACACGGAACAAGUGAAUCACGCAUCUUUAGCGGUCGUCAGGGAAUCGAUCGGAUUUAAGCUUAUGAGAACGGAAUCGUCACAAUUCGAAAUAUUAUGGUAUUAAUCAGACUUCUAACUGACUGUAAGUAUUUGGCAUUUCCGUGAACAUAUAGAGUCAUAUUUUGCAGGUAAUUAAAAAUACAAAUACUUCGUCUUGAGAGAAUGCAGCUUUCUCCAUCUAGCAACAUCUUUGUUCAUUGCUUGAUAUGGAAGGUUUUAUUCCAUACAUAUCUAUAUUCUAUCUGAAUAUAAGUCAUWAAAAGUUAAAAGUUAAUAAGUUAUAAAAACUACAGUUGAUUUGCUCUUCAUUUUUCCGCUUUUUUAAGAAAAAAAACCCAUUGCCAAUCCUUCUUUCAUCCUCAUUAUGAUAUUUCCAAGAGUUGUAAUAAAUGUUGGCGAAUUGAGGACGUCUAAACUAUAUAACAGAAUAUUCACUUUCUAAUCAAGUCCUCGCUUUACAAUCAACACUAAAAUAUAAUGGUUUGUCUCAAAAGCUUAACUAUUAAUAGGAGUUAACAAGAAAAAUCUACACUUUUCUUGGUAUGUUCCUUUGUAWGUUUUCGUGUCGACAACCACUUAUGGCGAUGAGUUAUGGAAAAACACGUUUUUCUAUGAGUACAGGUAAAAAUAUAUAUGAGAAAAAACCGAGUGUAAGCUCAUUUAUCAGAAUUUAUAAAUMAUAAUGAGAGAUAUUUUAGCAUGAAGAUAAUGCGACAACUUUACUUGCCUAAUCUGUCAGUUAUUUGAGCUGCCAAUUUAAAUGAUGUACUUGAGUAAACUCCUCCCCUUUUUGGACUUCAUGGGAAAGUUUGAAGGUUAUUUUCUAUAUCCAUUUAUUUCYGUAAAAUCCCUUUUAAUUUUCAUUGUGCAUUUGAYGUUGUUUUGUCAACAAGUUCAAGCAAUAACGUUGUUGGUGCUCCAGUCACACGAAGAGUCAUCGUUACUUCAACUAGAGUGCCAAACUAGAUUGACCUUUUUUGUCAUCAAUUUAUCUACUUCAUCUGUGACGUAAAGAGUAAAGAAAUCCAUACGAAUUCAACCAGUUGUCCAUGUUCUCGCGUGUUUGAUGUUUACAUACAAUUUUUUUUCGGACGCCCAUUUGCUUAGGGUGCWAAAAUAACAGUAAAUUCUGACGACCAAUCAGAUUACAAAGGGCAAGUUUGAUAGUUCUAGAAAUACCCUCACUGAUAGUGAAAAGAGAUCAUGUCGUACAGAAUCAACGAGACCCUGAUCCAUCAUGUUAAAAUACGCCAAGCGGAUCAUCAUAUUGUCAUCAAGCUCAAGAUACACUUUGAUCCGAUGGCCGAUCGUGGACGGAGACGGAACAACGCCGGUAUUGAUGUUGCUGAUAUCAAUGGCUUGCUCUCCAGACAAAACGACGAGGAUAAAGAAGAGAGCGAACCAUUGCCCAAAUAUGGUUCGGCUGACGAGUUCUAUGAGCUAGAAGAGGAGAUUGGAAAGGGUGCUUAUGGUGUUGUCAAAAAAUGCACAGAUAAGCGGUCCAAACAAGAAUGCGCGGCAAAGAUUGUUAAAACUUCCAACUCCAAACUGCGCAAAGAAACCAUGAAAGAAAUUGAAGUAAUGAAAGUACUGGGUGACCACAAGAAGCUGGUAGGCUUACUGGACGCRUACCACACUCCCUUUGAGAUCGUUAUGAUUUUAGAGCUUGUAUCUGGUGGCGAAUUGUUUGAACGAAUAGUGGAAGAAGAUUAUUUAAUGGAAGAAGAUGCUAUUGAUUAUGUGCGUCAAGUUCUCGAUGGRCURAAAUAUAUGCACUCUAAAAAUGUGGUGCACUURGACCUUAAGCCGGAGAAUAUUCUUUGUGUCAGUAAAGACUCUAUGAAUAUCAAACUGGUAGACUUUGGCUUAGCACAGCAACUGAAAGAUGGAGAAGAGGUCAAGUCAUCCUUUGGAACACCUGAUUUUGUUGCUCCUGAAGUAAUUCGUAUGAAGCCUAUAACAAAAGCUAGUGACAUGUGGAGUCUUGGAGUGGUCACUUAUGUAUUGUUAAGUGGGCUUAUGCCGUUCUCAGGAGACACAGACAAAGAUACCUUAAUAAAAGUUGCUAAAGCCGACUGGGACUUUGAUGAUGAGUGUUUUGAUGAUUUAUCAGAAGAAGCUAAGGAUUUUAUAGAGGAUUUGCUUCAAAAGGAWCCUAGUGAGCGACUUACCAUAGAAGAGUGUUUAGUCCACCCGUGGCUUACGAAUCAACAAAAGGUGAAUCACAAGAUCGAUACCGUAAAACACAAGUCUUUUYUAGCCAAGAGAAGAUGGAAAAAAUCGAUCAACGCCCUUGUUGCCGUCCGUCGAAUGUCAUCUUUGUUUCCCGCAUUAGCAAACAGAAGACCGUCUAUUGAUUCUGCUCUACUAGCCGAGAAGAAAGCGGAGAAAGCUGAAGAUGAGGAUCGAAAGAAUUCAGUGCCGACUUUAUCAUCAGAUAAAACAGACUGUCAAAGUGAGGAUUUGAAUACUGSCAGGAGACYGAGAAGUAACACUUUGAGCAGUCCAAACCAAUUGUCAGCAAAUAAGAUCUUGAUUGGAAAUUCAUUAGGAGUUUCUGGCAAGAGUAAACAAGCUAAUAAUCAUAAUGCAAACGAUUCAAAGGAAUGUCAUGAUGUAAACAGAGAACAGUCGCAUUUGCCUCGAUCUAAUGAGCCUAUAGUUCUUAAGAUCAAUACUAAUGAACAUCAAACAAACUUACCAGAUUUCCAUAAUGGUAAUCACAGGAAUGCAAACAGCCUGGAUCUUGCAGUUACACCGGCAAAUACAAAGACAGAGAACUUAGGAAUCACUCCUGGACAAAAACUUACUGUUCAUUUGAAUACUUCUACGACUGCGAACACCAGGGACAGCGGUGAUUCUAUUCCUUCAAUUGUAUUAAAUGAUGAAAACGAUCCGCUGACACCAGAAGUUUUUGUAACCCCCGGCUCACCUCGAAGAAUUUCUUCAGAUAAUUAUUUUUUUACGCAAGAAACUACUGUGGAUAGUUCAACGUAUGUUUUGGACUCGUGGACCGACUCCACAGGCAAAACGGAAAAAUUCAAUAAGCCUGAUUCUAAAGUGUGUAUCCGAACUGUCGACCAAAAGGGACAAACAAUUACUGUUAAACUGGAUGGCUUUAGCUCAGUUGAAUUACCUGUGAACAGCACAACUWGUACGCAUGUCAGACGAGCAUCAACAGGUUCAGAAGCUAUUGAAUUUUUUACUAACGUCGUUCAACAAAAAAUGGGCUAAAGUUUCAUACUWAAGCACAUGCAAACCAGGGAAUAAUUAAUCUGGAUCAAUUGAUUGCUAAAUUGGAAAUAAUUGCUUAAAGGCAAUAAAUAUUGAUAUUCGGAUAUUGAGUGAAGAAUACAAGCCGUCAAAUCGGUGUAAUAAUGUAAACAAGGAUCGUUGCCCUAUCAUUGGGUGAUUUCAAAGUGAGGCAGAGUAAGAAAUGAUAGACAUAUAGAUAAUUUAAAAUAUCCUAAAUGACAUUAUAUAUAUGCCAUAACGUCAUUGUGAAAGAGGGCUAUUCAUACCGAAGUAUGUAUGCAUCUGCCCCAAUGUAUUAUCWACAAAUGAAAUUAAAGCAAUGUAGAUAGCGAA
Messenger RNA from Exaiptasia diaphana, 4220 nucleotides. RefSeq names its product probable myosin light chain kinase DDB_G0271550. NCBI's taxonomy places the organism in Eukaryota, Metazoa, Cnidaria, Anthozoa, Actiniaria, Aiptasiidae. The coding region runs from base 1836 to 3866 and encodes 676 amino acids. The record is from RefSeq and is a predicted model, not a curated record. The transcript is spliced from 12 exons. Gene Ontology annotation, cellular component: nucleus. Gene Ontology annotation, biological process: intracellular signal transduction; positive regulation of apoptotic process; protein phosphorylation. Gene Ontology annotation, molecular function: protein serine/threonine kinase activity; ATP binding.